AUCUAAAAUUUUCGAACGUAGUAAAAGAAAAGUCGCACGUUUGGCAAGAUACAGCUGAUUCUGAGGAAAACAAAUAAUUAAUCAAAAACCAGUCCUUCAAGGGGAAAGCAGCAUUGAAACGCUGGUUUUAAGCUGCAAGUGACUUGCACUUUUAAAAAACAGGCGUUUCUACAUUGAUUUUCAUCAGUUUAACGUGUCAGAUAAUAUUUCCACAGAAAAUGGCUCCUUCAGAACCAAGAAAAGGCGAAAGAAAACCGAAAGACGAUCGUUAUCUUGCACCUCUUUCUCCGCCACCAAUAUUGGAUAUUACAGAUGAUGAAUUGGUCAGCAUCUCUGUUCGAGACCUGAACAGAACUUUGAAGCUUAGGGGCUUAACGAGAGAAGAGAUUGUUCGAAUGAAGCAAAGAAGACGGACAUUGAAAAAUCGAGGAUAUGCGGCGUCCUGCCGAAUAAAACGAAUUGAGCAGAAAGAUGAAUUGGAAGUCGAAAAGACGCAAGAAUGGCGCGAUAUGGAAGUUAUGCAGGAAGAAUUAGUUACCAUGAAGGAAGAGAUGAGUACGAUACGUAGUCGAUACGAUGCAUUGAAGAGAUUUGCUGGUACUAAUAAAAUUCACAUUCCUGUAGAAUUAGAACAUUUGUGACCUGAUCACAACUUAUUUUAUAUAAGUAAGUCGUAAAUCUUUAUGAAUAGAUAUGUAUAUUUCGGACACUAAACAAUUCUGUAUGUUAUGAUGCUAGUGAUGAAAUUAUUAUUUUCUGUUCCAUGUGACAAAUCCUUUUUAGGAAACAUAUAAAUGUACAUUAAGCGAGUCUGUAAUAAAUAGCAAUCGAUCGUUUAAAAAUAAAAA
Molecule: messenger RNA, 848 nt
Organism: Dendroctonus ponderosae (mountain pine beetle)
Lineage: Eukaryota; Metazoa; Arthropoda; Insecta; Coleoptera; Curculionidae
Gene: maf-S
Product: transcription factor MafK
Exons: 4
Coding region: 219-641 (140 amino acids)
Biological process (GO): regulation of transcription by RNA polymerase II
Cellular component (GO): nucleus
Molecular function (GO): RNA polymerase II cis-regulatory region sequence-specific DNA binding; DNA-binding transcription factor activity, RNA polymerase II-specific
Source: RefSeq, a predicted model, not a curated record